This is a messenger RNA of Parastagonospora nodorum SN15, 2033 nucleotides long. RefSeq lists its product as hypothetical. The transcript is spliced from 2 exons. NCBI's taxonomy places the organism in Eukaryota, Fungi, Ascomycota, Dothideomycetes, Pleosporales, Phaeosphaeriaceae. Bases 1 to 1911 code for a protein of 636 amino acids. The record is from RefSeq and is a predicted model, not a curated record.
AUGGGUUCUCCCAAUGAGUACGAUUACGACAGCGACGAGUGGUCUUACAAGAGCAAGUACACUUCUGGUGCCCGUCAUGUGCACCGCAAUGAGGUCCCGAAAGCACCAGUUCGUCCAAAGAUCAGAUACGGCGAUGACUUCCACACGAACUAUGAACGCCGAACGCAAGAGUUCUUGGUUCCAGAAGCCCAUUUUACUACCCUCCACCGCACCCGCUCGCAAGGUCAUGCGCCAGCUCCCAACGUGACCAUCUACAACACCACGAGCAUGGACAAUGAAAGCAGUCCAAAUGUACGGACCGAGCAUAGAGACUCCAAUGCACGGACCGAGAACAGGGACAUCAGCGCAGAUCGUGGUCGUCAAGCUCGCAGAAUCCCUGGUGAAUGGGCCCUCGAAGAUCAGAUUGCUGAAUUACAGUUGGAACUCAAAAGAGAUGCCCGCUCUCGUUCGAGACACGAUCACCACCACCAUGAUCACUCGCCACACCGUGCUGACCCACGCGACUACGAAGAUAAGAUUCAGCUGUCACUUGCGCAACAGCGGAUAAAGGAAGCCGAAGACGCUCUCGAGAGGAAACGCCGCGAAGAGGAGAUCGAGAGGCGAGAGGACCUUGUUCGACGAAAGCUUGAGAUGAAGUAUAUCCUAGAUAGAACGGAGCGCGAGGCCGAGGAAGAUCGCAUCAAGCUCCAAGAGGAGCACCUCAAGCGGGAAUGGGAGUACAAACGAGAGAGGGAGGAGCGCGACCGUGACCGCCGUGCUCAGGAUGAGAAGGAGAGGGAGAAGCGCAUCAUCGCCGAGAACCGUGCGAAUAUGUCCAGGGAGAAGAGGGAAAGAGAGGAAGAGCGCGACCGACUCGUCGCAGAGAUGGAGAAGGAGAAACGCGAGCAAGAAGAAGAGCGCCGGCGGAUAAUCGCUGAGCAGAGAGCGAAGAUGACAAAGGAGAAGAGAGAGAAGGAGGAAGAACGUGACAGGGUUAUCGCUGAGAUGGAGAAGGAGAAGGCACAACAAGAUUAUGAAAGGAAGCGUAUCAUUGACGAGAACACCGCCAGGCUCGAAAAGGAAGCACGAGAGAAGGAGCUCAAGGCAAUUGCCAUGGAAGAAGAGCGUAAGAGGAUCAUCAUCGAGAAUGAAGCAAAGGUGCGGAAGCAGGCAGAGCAAGCAAAGGCCGAACAAGAGCGCGCUGUCGAUGAUUACAACAAGAAGAAGGCGCAGGAGAUGAAGGAAGCUCAAGAAGAGCGCGACCGUAUCAUCUACGAAUACGAGCGCAAGAAAGUCAUGGACGCCGAAAAGGCCAAGAAGCAGCGCGAGGAGCUCAUCAUGCAGCUCAAAAUCGAAGAGGAGAAGAAGAGAGAGGCCGACCGACUCGAAUACGAAGCCUUCCUCCAGAAGCAAAAGGCAAUAGAGGAACACGAAAAGGCCAUGAAGAAGGCCCAAGAGGAAGAGCUCGAGCGCGCCAUGCGCGACCGCCUCUCCCAAUUCGGCUUCCAAGAUAACCAGAUCCAAGCCCUCGUGCACCCCGAGAAGCAGAAGGAAUUGCAGCAGGGCCUGUCGCCGCACAAUCCUCUGCGCAUCGCACCUCAACCCACAUACGCCAAGAUCUCGCGCACGCAUCUGGACAUCGAAACGUUGCAUUACUACGACAUUCCCUACGAAUACGACGUUGACCCGAACUACAUCAUCGUCCUCCGCGAAAUGAGCCAGCGCGAAACCGAUGUGCUCUUCGAACACACGCGCCGUCUGCGCUCGCACCACAGCGACCGCUUGUUCAUCGAGGCCGAGGGCCGCGAUCGCCGCGGGAAGAAGGAAUAUGCGUUUGUGCGCAAGGCGUCGCGGUCGAGGAGCAGGAGCGAUGUGGUGAGGUCUGGCGGCAAGAAGAAUGUCACGUUGGGAGAUAUGUUUUUCAAGGGCUAGGGUGGGAUAUGUCAUGACUUGAUUUCGUUUUACGAUUGGUGGUUCUGAGUUUGGCUUAGCAGUGCAUAUCAUAUACCAUAGCAUCUCGACUCUAGUAGAAUUAUAUUCGGUAACGUUUGUUC